Fraxinus pennsylvanica is the source of this 498-nucleotide messenger RNA. Lineage: Eukaryota; Viridiplantae; Streptophyta; Magnoliopsida; Lamiales; Oleaceae. The record is from the annotation of a GenBank genome assembly.
AUGUCGGACGAGGAGCAUCACUUCGAGUCGAAAGCGGAUGCCGGCGCCUCCAAAACUUAUCCGCAGCAGGCCGGUACCAUCCGUAAGAACGGUUAUAUUGUUAUCAAAGGUCGCCCUUGCAAGGUUGUGGAAGUUUCAACUUCCAAGACUGGAAAGCAUGGUCAUGCUAAAUGUCACUUUGUUGGAAUUGACAUCUUCACUGGAAAGAAGCUUGAAGAUAUUGUCCCCUCUUCCCAUAAUUGUGAUGUGCCUCAGGUUAAUCGCACUGACUACCAGCUUAUCGAUAUCUCUGAGGAUGGAUUUGAGAGCUUGCUGACUGAGAAUGGUAACACCAAGGAUGACUUGAAGCUCCCAACUCAUGAAAGUCUACUUUCCCAGCUUAGUAUUAUUUCACUGAUAAAGGCUGGAUUUGAAGAGGGGAAGGAUCUUGUUGUGAGUGUUAUGUCUGCCAUGGGGGCGGAGCAGAUCUGUGCUCUCAAGGAUAUUGGUCCUAAGUAA